UCGAUGACCCGGAGUUCCGGGGCUACUUUGCCAACGCCGUGUUUGCCGUCAGUGGCGGUGAGGGCGGCGGCCAGAGAGAGUUCAGGAAAUACUUUGGCUGUGAUUUCUCCACCGACCGCCGUUAGUUAGAGUAGAUCGGUACCGCGCUGUUGUACACCGGGUACAUGACAUGAGUACUUACACAUCACACCAUGUCUCAUUGUUUUUUUUCCCUUUCUCUUUCAUUUCUGUUUGGGAGGACGGGGUUUUCUACUUUUUUCCGCUGGAUUUUGCCGUUCGUUCGUUGGUCGGUUUUUGCUGGGCUUUUGGAUUGUUUGCUGUUAAUGGGUUCACGGGCGUCAUACACACGGGUGGUCAUGGUUUUUAUCUCUGUCUGUUUUUUUUUUUUUUUUUUUUUUUUUUUUACGACUCCUUAUUUAUUAGGCUGGUAUGUACUUGGUUGGCUGGUUGGUUGGUUUCCUUAUGUUGGUCCGCUACGAUACGAUACGAUACGAUACGAUACGAUACGAUACGGUUCGGCUCGGCUCCGGGGUUUAAAUUAAAGUGUGCAUGUACUCUACGAUUUACAAUAUACAAUCGAGCGAGUUUGUUGCGAAACAUCAUUCAUGCAAUAUGCAAGGGAUAACCGCACCCGAACCGGCCGAACCGGCGGAACCAGUCAGCACGCGGGUGGUCCUCGAUGCGGGUCAUUAUAAGAUUGCACCGCCGCGCCCUGUGGCCAGUGCUCACCCAGACACCAGACAGACACCCGACAGACAAAAGAAACCAGACAUCAGACACCAGACAUCAGACAGACACUAGAA
Tricharina praecox is the source of this 803-nucleotide messenger RNA. RefSeq lists its product as uncharacterized. The coding region runs from base 170 to 625 and encodes 151 amino acids. The transcript is spliced from 3 exons. NCBI's taxonomy places the organism in Eukaryota, Fungi, Ascomycota, Pezizomycetes, Pezizales, Pyronemataceae. The record is from RefSeq and is a predicted model, not a curated record.